This is a messenger RNA of Fusarium graminearum PH-1, 858 nucleotides long. RefSeq lists its product as uncharacterized. The transcript has a single exon. Bases 1 to 858 code for a protein of 285 amino acids. The record is from RefSeq and is a predicted model, not a curated record. NCBI's taxonomy places the organism in Eukaryota, Fungi, Ascomycota, Sordariomycetes, Hypocreales, Nectriaceae.
AUGCCUGCAGCUUUCAGCACGUUGGAUGAGGCUCAUGGCUACUGGACUUUACUGCAGAGGUUCAUGGUCCAGUACAUUCCCCUUUUGACUGCGACAACGGCGCAGCUCGCCUUGCCCAAGGUCAAAGACAGGGGCGAACUUAUAGCUAAGCUAUCAAGUGUAAGACAAAACCCACGAAUCGCCAAAUUCUUGGAAGAUUCAAGGUUAUGGCUUCAUCGGUGGUCAGCCUCAUUCAGCCCCCUGCUCCAAGCCGUCUCGGACAAUCAACAGAAUGACUCCCAGUCUUACCUGGCCGCUAUUAAUUUGCACAUCGAGUUCCUCAUCCUCUAUGUGUAUACAUCCAUGCCACGAUACUCUGGCCUCGAAACAGCCAAGGAUCUCACGCCACAGUAUAGCCAGAUCAACGCCAUCGCCGAGACACUAAUUGCGUCUCGUCCCAACUGUGGUUUCGCGAUGGACUCUGGCUGGACUUGGCCGCUCUUUGUAUCUGCUUUCGGGUGUCGAGAUCAAGCCGUCAAGGAAGACGCCAUCCGUAUUCUUGCAAAAUACCCUAUUCGAAAUGCACUACGCGACAGCCGCGUGUUCCGCGCAAUUGCACUCAAGAAUUGGGAAGUUGAGGCGAUGAACGCGAUGGAGGACGAUGAAGACGAGCAGUGGCUGCGGCUCAGAAGGAGAGAAUUGGUGUUCGAAGAUCUUGGUAUGAACAUCAUUUUCCGUUAUGCAGAGAAGAACCCGAUGACUGGGGAGUGGGAUCUUGUCGAGGAGGUAGCGGCCUUUAUGGUGAACGAGGAUGGACAGUUGGAUUGGCACAGACAACCGAUCUCAGAGUCCAUCUCAAUCCUGUCGGGGGUUUGCUAG